ACGCCCGAAUGAGCUUGUAAAUCAAAAUGACCACUUCUAGAAAGCAAUGCGCGCGCAAAAAUUAGUAUUCUGUGUUUCUAAACAUGGCAGGUCGUAGUGGUUUUGAUGAUGGAAAUCCGAGGGAUUACGGUGGCGGGAGAAGGACCGCGGGCGGUCGCCCCUUGCCUACAGAGCCACCUUACAAAGCCUAUGUUGGGAAUCUACCAUCUGGAAUUAUACAAGGAGACAUUAACAGAAUCUUUCCCGACCUGAAAAUUAAAAAUGUGAGGUUAGUAAUGGAUAAGGAAACUGAUAAAUUCAAAGGCUUCUGCUAUGUGGAAUUUGAAUAUUUGGAUGAUUUGAUCAAGGCAAUUGAAAUGAAUGGUGCCCUUAAUGUAGAUGGAAACUGUGUUAAAAUUGAUGUAGCUGAAGAAAAGAGAAAUGAUAGGGGAGGUUUCGACCGGGGUCGGCGAGAUGGUGGACGCGAUGGUGGUCGUGGGGGAUUCAGACGGGAUGGAGGCCGUGGUACGUACGACCACUUCGAUGCCGUCGGUCGUGGCCCAAGGCACCAGGGUGGAGGGUUCACACAUGACCGCGAACGAGGAGGUGGAGGAGGCCCUGGUGGUGAAAGAUGGACCGAACGGGGCCCACGUGGGUCCUCAGAGGAACCCCGCCCGGGCGACUGGGGCCGAAUGGGGCGCUCUGGGCCUGCCCCGCCCCCUGGUGGUCAACGCCCGAGGAGGAACUUUGACGAUAUGCCGCCCUCUAGGCCUGAUACCACUGGCAGGCCCAAACUAAAACUAGAGCCAAGAACAGUAAAGGAGCCAGUCAACUCACUGGCGGCCACAAGUCAGGCCUCUUCGAUAUUCGGCGGUGCGCGACCGCGGGAGGAACGACUUAAAGAGAUGAGGGAGUAGAUACAAGCUCUAAUAAAAGCCGAAUACCGAUUC
Molecule: messenger RNA, 929 nt
Organism: Pieris rapae (cabbage white)
Lineage: Eukaryota; Metazoa; Arthropoda; Insecta; Lepidoptera; Pieridae
Gene: eIF4H1
Product: eukaryotic translation initiation factor 4H
Exons: 6
Coding region: 84-896 (270 amino acids)
Molecular function (GO): RNA binding
Source: RefSeq, a predicted model, not a curated record